AUGUCUGGAAGUCAUAGUGAAAUGCUUCGUGCGGCUACAGUCCAACUCGUUACUUUGCCGGCAUGUGCGACCGACUGUUACAUUUCCUUGACUGCUUCGCCUGAUAACUACCCAUGCGACAUCGUCUCCAAUAGCGCUGCACUAGAGCAAUGCCUCCUUCGCAGUUGUUCUCUGCCGCAAGCUAUCCUCGCAAGGAAUAUUACGGAGACGGCGUGUGGCACUCCAACGCACGAUAACUCUACCGAUUUUCUCGUUAUAAAUAUUGUGUGCGGUGUCGUAACUGCUGCGGUCGUUGCGACAAGGCUAGCAUAUAGAGUAUUCUUCAGCCCCAAACGAGGCUAUCUGGACAUCGAUGAUGCGCUGAUUCUUGUCGCCUCUCCUCUCGCCAUAGCAAGCUUGGUGACAGUACUGGUCGGACUGUGGGGGAAUGGAAUCGGCAAGGACGUUUGGACACUGAGUGCCGAUGAAUUGGUCAGCUUCGGUCUCUACUUUUACAUCAUGGAGGUUUUAUACCUGAGCCUCCUUACGCUCAUCAAACUAUCCUUGUCGGCCUUCUAUCUUAAAAUAUUUCCUGGCACGACAAUUCGACGACUACUGCUCGGAACCAUCAUCUUCAACAUCGCAUUUGGGCUUGCCUUUCUCUUUAAGGGCGCAUUCCAAUGUACACCUGUAGACUAUAGUUGGCUUCGCUACGACACAACAAGAGGGCUGACAGACGAAGGCCAUUGUGUGCAGAUCAAUAUCGCGGGAUGGACCAAUGCGGCAAUAAGCGUGGCUACAGACUUUUGGCUGAUAGGCAUACCUUUGAGUCAAUUGAAGAAACUACAACUUCACUGGAAGAAGAAGAUUGGCGCGGCCUUCAUGUUUAUGACGGGAUUCUUACUGACCGCAGUGUCGAUUCUUCGACUCACCUCACUUCGGAAGUACUCCAACACAACUAACCCUACGCAUGAUGACUACAAAAUCGUCCUCUGGUCAACCGUUGAAGUUAGCAUUGGCAUGAUCUGCACUUGCCUGCCAAGCAUCCGACUGGUUUUGGUACGUAUUUGGCCGAAGCUCUUUGGCAAAACUUCCCGUGUUCCAAGCAAGCAUACACCACCUCCAACCUUCGGCGGACGGCUGCCAAAACAGAGCCCCGAAAGCUCAACUUCCAAGGAGAAUUAUGAAAUGGACACAACCGCCAUGUUAGCGGAGCCUUUGGAGAGAAUCGAAAUGACGGCAUCCGAUCGGUUACAAAGCCUCCAAAGUGAGCAUCCAGACAUCCAACUUGUGACACCAAAUGAUGAAAACUGGGAGGAGAAACGUCAGACUCGCGGCCAGGCAGGCCAGGAAUGCAAACCUCUUGGAAUUGCCAUACCAAAGAAUGCAGAACAAGUCUCUAGCAUAGUUCGCUGGGCUAGGUCUCACGAUGUUGAAAUAAGUGUUCGCACUGGCGGCAACGACAUGUACGGGCGCUAUGUUGUUGAUGGUGGACUAAUUAUCGACAUGCGUGCCAUCAAUUAUAUCAACGUUGCUGAAGAUAAAAAGUCAGCAACCAUUGGCGGAGGAGUUAUAACCAAGGAUCUCAUCUACAAGUUUGAAGAAGAAGGUGUCAUUGCACCAUUCGGCAACACUUGGAUUGUGGGAUAUGUGGGUUGGGCGACUCUCGGAGGGUAUGGACCUUUGACAAACUUACUUGGCAUGGGGUUUGAAGGCAUUCUUGCCGCUCAAGUAGUCAAUGGCCGCGGUGAAGUGGUGGAUGCUUCGCCUGAGAUGCUGGAGGGUAUUCGUGGUAUGGGCGGGAAUCUGGGUGUUAUUACCUCGUUGACUUUCAAGGUCUAUCCUGCCAGACAGUUGCUCUCCGGCAUGCUUCUCUUCGAUGCCACACCGGAGAAUGUCAACACCCUCGUGUCCGCCGAGGCUCGUCUAGUCAUCCCGAAGGCCGUCACACUCCAUCACUUUAUCAUGAUGCUACAGGAGCGUAUGCUAGCCGUCAUGUUCACAUGGUCGGACCCAGACCACAAGCAAGGAAAGGCAUUCUUAGAAAAGUUCAUCAACGAGCUGCCGCCUGUAAAAAUGAAUACGGUAGCUACGAAAUCACCUGUCCAGCAUCAAGAGCAAGUCCCACUGAAAUGUUUACCCUGGGGAGCACAGCGCUCUAUUUACAUACAGAACCUGUCGCCAAAAAUUAUAGACAUCCUCAUGGAAGCACAGAAAACCAUGCCUGCAGACGUCAACAUGGGUUGGUCAAUGGAGACAAUUAUAGAUCAUGAUACCUGCCCACCGAACUGCUUCGGUGUUGGUAAUCAUCUUUUACUUUCAUUUUCGGACAUGGUGCCUGAUGAGAAGCUACUUGAAGAGGCUCGUGCUUGGAAUGAUGAGUUGUAUAAAGAGUUGCGUGAAUCCGGAGAUCCUGCCGUCUUGGAGGGAUCUUAUGCAUCUCUCACGAGACCCGAUGAUCGAACUGCGCAGCAGCUUUUUGGGAUGAAGUGGCCAAAAGUGAGAGAAUUAAAAAAGAAAUAUGACCCGGAUAAUGUGUUUAGUAAUGUGGCUCCGAAGAUAGAUCUAUAG
Messenger RNA from Pochonia chlamydosporia 170, 2550 nucleotides. RefSeq lists its product as hypothetical. The transcript is spliced from 6 exons. The record is from RefSeq and is a predicted model, not a curated record. Lineage: Eukaryota; Fungi; Ascomycota; Sordariomycetes; Hypocreales; Clavicipitaceae. The coding region runs from base 1 to 2550 and encodes 849 amino acids. Gene Ontology annotation, molecular function: FAD binding.